AGAGUACCACCUUAUUUGACACCAUCUUUCACCCACGCUAGUUAGUAGGUCUCCAUCACAAUGUUUUCCAAAUCUAAAACAAGGUAGUAUUUCCCUCUCGGUCUGCGGAUUUACAAUUUUCUGACACAAACAAAAACAUCGAGGCCGACAAAAAACAUAAGAAUGAAUGAGAGGGUAAACCGAACCACCCACAAGUGGUAACAGUUGGAAAUCGAAAAACAUGAAACGAAACCACAAUUUCCAGCACCACCCCUACCGACCCCCACGCAAAUGGGUGAUGGUCAUCACCACCGUCACAAUAUGCAUUCUCUUCCUCCUCCUUCUUCUCCUUCCCCACACCAAACCCUCUUCUUCUUCUUCUUCUUCUUAUGCUGCUUCUGCAGCGUGGUCUUCUUCGCUGAAUUUGACGGAAAAGCUAGAAGUGGGUCUUCCUAGAUUGGCGUACAUGUUGUCGGGCACCAAAGGGGAGGGAGCGCAGAUGAAGAGGGUCCUUCAGGCAGUGUACCACCCCAGGAACUACUACCUGCUCCAUCUCGAUCUAGAAGCUUCCGAUGCCGAGAGGCUUGAGCUUGCCAAAUACGUCAAGUCCGAGACUGUCUUUGCGGCGUUUCGGAACGUCAUGGUCGUGGGUAAGCCUGAUUUGGUCACCCACAAGGGCCCCACCAUGACCGCUUCUACUCUUCACGGGAUUGCGCUGUUGCUCAAGAGGCUUCCCCAUUGGGAUUGGUUUCUCAAUCUCAGUGCCUCUGAUUACCCUCUCCUCUCCCAGGAUGAUCUCUUGCACAUCCUUUCAUUCUUGCCUAGGGACCUAAAUUUCAUUGAGCAUACAAGUAAUAUCGGCUGGAAAGACAGGCAUCAAAGAGCUAGGCCCAUCAUUAUAGAUACAGGCUUAUAUCAUUCAAAGAAAUCUGGUGUCUACUGGGCUAAAGAGAAAAGAUCUGUUCCAUCUUCGUUCAAGUUAUUCACAGGGUCUCCAUGGGUUGUCCUGACAAAAUCUUUUCUUGAGUUUUGUGUUUGGGGUUGGGACAAUCUUCCUCGCACCCUCCUUAUGUAUUACACAAAUUUUCUUUCAUCCCCUGAGGGCUACUUUCACACGGUCAUUUGCAAUCAUAAGGAUUACCAAAAUACUACCAUCAAUCAUGAUUUACAUUAUAUAAGGUGGGACAACCCACCAAAGCAGAGUCCAAUGUUCUUGAAAUUGGAGCAUUUUGAUGACAUGGUCCAAAGUGGUGCACCUUUUGCUCGAAAGUUCACCAAGGAUGAACCGGUUCUCAACAAAAUUGACAAGGAACUCUUGAGAAGAUCAGUUGGUCAUUUUACACCUGGAGGUUGGUGUAUUGGGAAUCCUCUUUUGGGAAAAGACCCUUGUUCAGUUUAUGGAAAUCCAAUUGUAGUUAAACCUACUUUAAGAUCAAAGAAGCUAGAGAAACUAAUAGUCAAACUGUUAGAUUCUGAAAAUUUUAGACCAAAACAGUGUAAAUAGUCGUUACUGCAACGUGAAACUUUUAUACACUUUUAUUGCAUCUGUGCCAAUUUAACGUUAUGAAUUGUUAUGAAACAUGCUUCUAGUAUGUGAACUUAA
Molecule: messenger RNA, 1582 nt
Organism: Cajanus cajan (pigeon pea)
Lineage: Eukaryota; Viridiplantae; Streptophyta; Magnoliopsida; Fabales; Fabaceae
Product: beta-glucuronosyltransferase GlcAT14C
Cellular component (GO): membrane
Molecular function (GO): glucuronosyltransferase activity
Source: RefSeq, a predicted model, not a curated record